Messenger RNA from Acanthaster planci (crown-of-thorns starfish), 2354 nucleotides. It is a transcript of the gene c11orf65, whose product is annotated as chromosome 11 open reading frame 65. The record is from RefSeq and is a predicted model, not a curated record. Gene Ontology annotation, molecular function: protein binding. NCBI's taxonomy places the organism in Eukaryota, Metazoa, Echinodermata, Asteroidea, Valvatida, Acanthasteridae.
CCAUGUGGCAAGAUUUUGCCAACAAAUUAACCUCGACACAACAAGCGUAAAAACUAUUAAGUAAAAACAGCAAAGACUGCAUUCUGUUUGAAAAAUGUUGACGAAGAGAGGAGCACAUAAAUUGCUGAAGAAUGUGCACUUUCCAGGUGAGGAGGAUGCCCUCCGAGAGCUGAAGUUGGCUGCAGCGGGCAAACAGUCUCGGCAAGCUCUGAUCCGUCUGAAGAAACCGUCGCCAGAACGGAGCUCUGCAGCCGCCAUCGAACUACAACGAGUAUGGAGGGGCUACUGGACAAGAUGUCGGCUCUACGAAAUCUUGAACCCAACGGUCAGUACCCAGGUCCAUCAGACUGGCAGCCGCUUUGUCCACAGCGAGCAAGGGCUGCGAGACGUCGGGACCGCACCUUCCAAAUCCCCUGAGAAGUCGAGGUCAAAGGUCACGACGGUCCCAUCCAAGGAGUCCAUCCAAAGUAAGGUGUCGACUGUUAAAACUCUCAGUGCUCGGCAGCGACUCGAGGGAUACUAUGAAAAGUAUUACCUGCGUAAGAAGGCAAAAGGAGAGCAAGAUAUCAUCUCUUUUGAGGAGUUCUGCGCCCACUACAUCCAGAACUGGUGGCACCGGAUCCGACGCCAGCGGUCGGUGGUCAGCACAGGGGGGCCCGGGCCACAGCUAUCAGCGGCGCCCCAAGGGGUGCGGUCGGUCACCAUCUCGCUCUCCCCCGAGUCCGGCCGUGCCUCGGUGCCCCACGUGGCCGUCCGCAUGCAGCCCAAGAAGAAGAAGAGGAAAGCGCGACCGUACCCCUUGGACCCCAAGGAAGCAGCCAAGAUGAUACAGCGAGCUUGGAGGAGGCACAUUGACGUGCAGGUAUAUCGUUACUACCGGGACCUCAUCAACUUUCGUUGCCGUGGCGACCCCAGCAUGAUGCUUCGCUGCAUCAACCCCAAGGAAGCGCAGCUCCUGGAUGCCGCAGCGGGGAUCCACAUCAAAUUCAGACUCGCUGGCGAGAGAUUCCCACCCAAUAUUUACUACAAGAUCUUCACCCACCGCAAUGUGGUGGACAUGUGCGCCAACAGCCCCAAGGAUUACACGGCGGCCGCCGCCAAGCGGCGUGCGGCCCGAGACGUCCACAACCACCACCUGAAGGAUGGCAGUGGGGCCAGAGAAGGCGAGAGAGAGGGCUGGUACCAAAGGAUUGAGAACAACGGGUGGCGUCUGGUCUCAGACAGAUUGCUCCUACGACCCGAGCAAGACCCCGUGACUUGGGAGAGCAGUAGCAGGAAGGUGGACUUCCCCCACACCAAGCUACAGAGGAAGCAAGACGUGGAGAGAAAGAAGAAACAGCGGAAGGUGGAAUGGAUGAAGAAGAUGUACCGGGAGGGUAUGCUUCAGGCCAAGACCGAAGACUCGGACACCAAGUCGCUGGUCGAGGGUGCUGCAGCAGGUAUGGUGGCGGCCAUCGAAAGCCAGGGGUCGGAGGUCGUGGAGGAGUGGGAGGUGGACGAACUCCUGGAGUGGACCAGUGGCCUAAACUUUGAUGAUUAUUUGACAUCAUGGAAGGAAUUGGCCACAAGUUCGGGCUCCGAGAAAUAUGUUGAGGAGAGACUGAAGUUCGACACGACUGGCAAAGAUCCCUACGAGUUCAGCAUCACUUUUGCUGCCUUGCCCACGCCGUCCAGACUAACCUCCCUCCAGCCGCCAAAGACGUCGCCAGCCGUCUCCGUUCAGUAAAGCAGGUACGAAGACAUUUUAUUCACGUGCCUGGAUGCAGCCUAUUUGUGGAGACUACCGUUUCAGUCAUGGUCACAGUCCGUCCUUUCAUUUGCUUGCUGUAACUUUGAAUAUUGUGUAUCGAUUGCAACGUUGCACGGGCUGCGGCUCAAAAUGACAUGUGCACAUGCAGAAGCCACUGGGCUAGAGGCUGCAACCACUCCCCAUUAAUGCGUGCACCACACCUAGCCAUAGCCUGCCAAUUGGGAGACUACCUUACAGUAUUCCCUAACAAGUUGUUCUUCAAAGCCAAAAAAAGCUCUCAUUGUCCGUGCAUGGAUAGGGGACAAAUUUUGCAUUUUUUUGUCGUUACACAUCCGUCUUACUCAGUGGAUUUUACGUUGUUUACUUUUUUCCCCUGAUUAUCGCUAAAUAUGGUUUUUAAAAAUCCACUAAAAUGCAAGAGAAACUAUCACAUCAACAUUCCAACUAAGAGGGUCUCUGCAAAGAACUGUUCUGUGACUGUAAAGUUUUCCACUCAUCAAACGUUGCCUGAGAAUGUCUCGCUUAAAAUCCGAAGACAUUUUGGUUUGUAAAUAAUCCCUUUGGUCAAUAAAAAUUUGUAGUAGGACUGUAUUCCUUUCAUCUA